GGUUUGGGUGUAUCAUACUUUAUAGAGAAACUGCUGCCAGCAAGACACAACACAACAGAUUGAACAUUAUUUUUCGGAUUUACAGACUUUUUCCACCAAGUCUGCUGAUAUUCGAAACUUUUACCUGGCAUCUCUGAUCGAGGGACAAGUACAAACAAAAAAAAAUGAUCAGUCGGUGAAAAUUGAAACAGUUAUCCUGGCUUCCUGGUUUCGGUUGUAAAAAUUGUUAUUGCUGUAUACCUAAUAAUAAUUCUAUCGAUAGAAGUGGUUUCGUAAACAUAAUAAGAUUUUUUAUUCUGAAGCAUGAUGGAUACGGUUUCGUCUAGUACUGACAGAAGCUUACAGCAAAAUCCUGCAGUAAGGCGACGCCAAAUGCGACAAAAGGUGCUGAACAGAAUUAGAAAAGUGAAUAUUAAAAACAAAGGUGCAAAAAGUUUCUACUAUUUUAUUUACGAAUCUGGGGAAGUUGAACGGGAACGAGACUCUCCAAUUUCUACUUAUUUCUUUAACGGUGAACCCUGCGAAGGUGAUGAACAAUUUCUCAAGCAAAUGAAGCAUAGUAUUUUUGUUAGCAAUUUAGCUGCAGGAACGAAAAAAACUGAGAUUAAGGAACUUUUCGAACGCUGCGGUAGAAUUAGUAGCAUUCAACUUAAAACCAGAAAUGGUCAAACUAUUGUUGGUUUGCAGCAUAUUUCUCCCUAUAGUCCUAUUGUGGCUAUAAUUAAGUUCAGCAAAAAAGAGGAAGCAGUUGAAGUUUGCAACGUGAAGGGAGGAAAGUUUCAUCUUAAAUUGAUUGACCCAAGUUUACAAUAUGAGAAACAGAACUGCAUUCGUGUUGAUAAUGUUGACCCUAAAAUUUCGAAAUUCGAGUUACUACAGUACUUCAAAGAUUUUGGAACUAUUAUUGAUAUUACAUUGGAGACUAACGAUGGUUCAGUGAUACUCACAGACAAAGAGUACCAAAAAUUGAACUGUGUUUGUUGUUAUGUUCGCUUUACCCACAGAAACGAAGCAAAGGUUGCUAAAGAGAUGAAUGGAUUUAUAUUUAAGGAUAGAAAACUACGAGUCGAACUUGCUUAUCAGAAGCAUUGUGAUCCAAAUAAAAUUAGUAACAACGCACUUCGCAUGUUUUUCCAAUCUGUUGGAGAUGUAAUUGCUUUGGACCAAAUUCCGCAACAGCACAUGGGUUAUGUAUGCUACAAAAACCCUCUUCCCAUGGAAAUCAUAAAACGGCUCAGUCAGCGUAUAUACCGAAAUAAGAAAAUUCAUUUAGAAAAACUCGACACAGGAAAUAUUGUGAAGGGGCAAAAGUUGAUUAAGGCCAGUAAUGAACCUGGAAACGGUGAUAUUGCUACCAGUAGCGCUGCGGACACUAUAGUUCUGACUUCAUUAGCAAAAAACAGCGGGGCGGUAUCUAAAAAAGCAAAACUGAAGACUGUUCAGAAAAAAUCUGGUUCUAGCGAAUUUAUGGGAGCCACGGGUAUGACGAAAAAAAAGUUACCCCGAAAGAACGCAGCCAUUGGGACGAAAGUAAAACCUAUUGAAAAAGCUCUCAAAUUGCCAAAAGAGGAAUUAUGUUGAUUCAAUUGAUCUAUUUUUGUAUACAUAUGUAAUAUGACGAACGUGGUGUCAAUAAUAAUAAAACUUGAUACUACUGGAGAUAAUUACUAAA
Messenger RNA from Malaya genurostris, 1672 nucleotides. RefSeq lists its product as uncharacterized. NCBI's taxonomy places the organism in Eukaryota, Metazoa, Arthropoda, Insecta, Diptera, Culicidae. The transcript is spliced from 4 exons. The record is from RefSeq and is a predicted model, not a curated record. Gene Ontology annotation, molecular function: RNA binding. Bases 304 to 1581 code for a protein of 425 amino acids.